This is a messenger RNA of Sungouiella intermedia, 1083 nucleotides long. Lineage: Eukaryota; Fungi; Ascomycota; Pichiomycetes; Serinales; Metschnikowiaceae. The record is from the annotation of a GenBank genome assembly.
AUGAGGACCUGUGAUACAAGCUCCAACUUCAAUGGUCUGGGCAUGAAUGCCCGAAUCGUAUCGGUUUUUGUUUUGCUUGCAGUUUCGGCAUUUGGGUCGUUCUUCCCACUCCUAGCAAAUAAAUGGAGAUUUAUAAGGCUCCCAUCAAGGGUGCUUGCAUUAAUAAAGCAGUUCGGUACUGGUGUCAUAUUGGCUACCGCAUACAUUCAUCUACUAGGCGAGGCCCAGACCAGUCUCACUAGUCCAUGUCUAGGCGGCGUAUGGGAAGAUUACUCGUGGUCAUCUGCCAUUUGUCUAAUGGGUACAUUCACCAUGUUUAGCAUCGAGAUAUUUGUACAGCAUCUCGUAAACCGAAAGCAUCGGAAAGCUCUCGCAAAGGAAGACAGGACAGAAAAUGAUUUGCAUGUAUAUUUUGACAACGACAGCAAAGAGGAAUACCAAGUCCAACAAAGAUCUCGGUCGGUGGGAUCUGGAGCUCUAGCACGAGCAGUAUCGCAGGUACCUUCAGUUCCAUCUAUUGCACAGGCAUCAAUUGUGCAUGGAUCUCUUGGUGUAGAAGAAGAGAGCAAGAGAGACGAGAGCAAGAAAGGCGAGGAAACACUCAAGAAACUCACCAGUCUUUUUCUUCUCGAAUUUGGUAUAGUCUUCCAUUCAGUGUUUGUAGGGCUCUCAUUGGCAAUCGCAGGUGAAGAGUUCAAUACCCUCUUCGUGGCCAUUUCUUUCCACCAAUUCUUCGAAGGUAUAGGACUAGCUUCACGGUUUGCUACCACAUCAUGGCCACCAAACAUGCGUAUGGUACCAUGGAUCUUCUCGACGCUUUACAGUUUAACCACCCCUGUCGGCAUAGCUGUGGGACUUGGAGUUCGUCAUUUCUACCUGGACAACUCCACAGGUACCUUGAUUGUGGUGGGAGUGUUUGACUCGUUUUGUGCUGGACUACUUAUUUACAAUUGUUUGGUAGAGUUGAUGGCGCCGGACUUCUUGGUUGAAAUGCAGCAUAGUAGUGGAAAGACCCUUGUCACUUCUUAUAUGCUGUUGGUCACUGGAACUGCCGUGAUGGCAUUGAUCGGUAAAUGGGCCUAG